Molecule: messenger RNA, 2127 nt
Organism: Closterium sp. NIES-67
Lineage: Eukaryota; Viridiplantae; Streptophyta; Zygnematophyceae; Desmidiales; Closteriaceae
Source: the annotation of a GenBank genome assembly
ACUGCAAGGUUCAGCGUAUUGCCAAAGGCUGUCGGUUGGGAGAGAGGGCCCUGCCCUGUCUUGACUUGUGGGCCGGAGAGGGCGUCGGUCGGAACAAGCCCGUCCCGGGUGUGUCAGACUCUCGUCUCGUGACACGGCAUUUUGCGGCUUCGUCGCUCGCAGCCUCGCACAUCCAUUACAGUGGGUUACAGCCUAGCACAUGCUUCAGUAGGACUAGAACUGUACGGCUACCGUUGUGCGCCUUCUGUCCGAAUCCCACCUGACCUGAGAGUCGAUUUCAGCCCCAAGGUAGACUCGGGCAGGGCUUACGUGCGUGCAUCUAUUCAGGCAUCGUCGUAGAGCGCUCUUGCCGCAAAUUCCGUCUCCCUUCGUCCAAGCCGUGAUAUUUAAGACACACUCAACUCACGACGGUUUUUGCUUUCUUCCAGAUUCCGUCAUCACCUGACGUCCAAUACUCGCAACUUGUGCCCUCUCCCUCUCCUCGCAACUCCGUCAUCGGCUGACGUCUCUACCCCAACACACUUCAACUUUCCCGCAUCGAAAUUCGUCGCCAUGGCCGUGUCGUCAAAAUCGUCGGCGUCGCAAGAGUCGUCGCCCGCGUGGAGGAAGACCAAGGAGAUGCUCGGAACCUUCGCCACCAGUGGGACGGCCGUCGCGAUUUCCACAGCGACCACACACCCCGUCGAUGUCGUGAAAGUGCAGCAGCAGAUGUCAGCCGUCGGCCAACGCGGCCCGUCCACGACAAUGGUCGCCACCACGCGCAAGCUGCUCCAAGAGGGCGGCGUUCGCGCCUUGUACCGCGGCGUCGAGCCCGCCGUCGUCCGCGCCUUGUCCUACGGCUGCCUGCGCCUCGGCCUGUACGAGCCGUGUCGCAACAUGAUCGCUCCUAAGGAGAAGUCGCAGGUGCACGUGGGGCAUAAAGCCCUCGCGGGAAUCAUGUCCGGCUCGUUCGCUACAGCCGUGUCGAAUCCCCUAGAUGUAGCGAAGGUCCGGCUACAGAUGAUCUCGGAGACGGCCGCCUCCGGCGCCGCCGGCAGCAGCGCCGCAAGUGGCGCCGUGAGAAACGCUGCCGCGCGGAGCAGCCGGUCGACGACGGGGCAGAUUCUGGAGAUCGCGCGGACGGAGGGAGUCGGCGCGCUGUGGAAGGGCGUGGGCCCGUCCAUGGGGCGCGCGGCGGCGCUCACCGCGGCGCAGUGCGCGGUGUACGACGAGUGCAAGCAGCUGCUCAAGGCGCGCGCUAACGUGUCUGACGGGCUUCCCCUGCACCUGAGUGCGUCCAUGCUCGCUGGUGCUGUCUCCACCCUCGCCUCCUCCCCCUUCGACACAGUCAAAACGCGCAUGAUGGCCGUUAAGAAGGCCGCCUCCUCCGCUUCCGCCGCUUCCGCCUCUUCUUCCGCCCCCAGAGCCCCGCUCCCCGCGCCGUCCGCUUCCUCCUCAAUUCCCGCGCCCUCAAACGCCACCUCUUCGUCCGCGUUCUCCCCCGCCCUUUCCGCUCCCCACAACGCUUCCGCCAACCUCCAACCCGCGCUCUCCUACUCCACCUCUUCCGCCUCCGCCUCCCCCGCGCCUUCCGCGCGGCCGCCGCCGCUGCCUGCUGCGCGCGGACUGCCCCCGCUUGGCCCCGCGCCCGCGGCUGCCCCCGUGGCCGGCGCAGCUGCGCCGGCAGCCGGCGGGGGAGUGAUUUACCGCGGAUCAAUGCACUGCGCUUACUCGAUUCUCCGGACAGAGGGCAUCCGCGGGCUGUACAAAGGCUGCGCCGCGAAUUACGCGCGCCUGGGCCCCAUGACGGCCAUCACCUUCAUCGUCUACGAACAACUGAGAUCCCUCGCUGGCCUCUCCAGCCUGUAACCCUGUUUCGCGAAGCCUACUGGCGAGCUUCGCGCGCGUGGAACUUCAUCGUGUGCGAACAACAAAGGUUAAUGGCUGGGCUUUCGAGCUUGUAACGGGGAUACGCGCAACCCUACAGCGUAUGAUCAGGAUUUGUGGCGCGUGCUAUAGUUCUAGAGCAAAUAAAAAAGAAGCAAAUGUUAACAUCAUAGUUGAGUUAUUGCUAAGUGUGGAAUUUUGUAUACUUGCCGAAGGCAAGCAUAAAAUUUUGUACUCCGUUCGCCCCUCUGUAUGAAUUGU